Molecule: messenger RNA, 4436 nt
Organism: Girardinichthys multiradiatus
Lineage: Eukaryota; Metazoa; Chordata; Actinopteri; Cyprinodontiformes; Goodeidae
Gene: ndufaf7
Product: NADH:ubiquinone oxidoreductase complex assembly factor 7
Exons: 9
Coding region: 1302-2711 (469 amino acids)
Biological process (GO): mitochondrial respiratory chain complex I assembly
Cellular component (GO): mitochondrion
Molecular function (GO): protein-arginine omega-N symmetric methyltransferase activity
Source: RefSeq, a predicted model, not a curated record
ACCACCCACACACACCUACGCACCUCACCUGCUGCAGAUAGAAACACCUCAGACCCAUCUGGAGGAGCUAAAGCUGCUCAGAUCCACAGGUGUACCUGCUGCAGACAGGGACUGAAACAACACACCUGUAAGAGCAAGCAGCUGGCUGGCAGCCCCUCAGAGACACCUACAACAGGUAAACCAGGCAGGAACACACUUCAGGCUCACUACAGAGAGCAUCCCAGAGCACCUGGCGGGUAAAUGGAUCUAUUUCAGAUCCAGUUUAGGUCCAGUUCAUCUUAAUUCUGAAUCGUCAAAUCUUAGAAGGUCCAUCAACCUUCAACUGAGAGUCUCCAGGACUCUGCACAUUUACCUCCACGUCAGCAAAAGCUGGUGUUCCAGAAUGAUGGCAGGAUAAAGCAGAAGAUAAGAUGGAUCAGAGCUUUGUCUGCAGGACGUUCUGGAUUUCCUGCUCCGCACGCAUUCUGGUCCUCAUCUAAGGUUGCUGCUGCUCCUUCACAUCAAAAGGAGUUAGCUAAGGUGUUUCCUCUAAUGAGGAUGACUAUGAACUCCACCAUUUGUAGGUUUUCCUGUCCCAUCCUGCUGACGAAGGACUUCAGGACCUGGAACUUUCUAAAGGAACCAGACAGAGGUUUCCUUCCACUCAUGUUCAUCAAUCUCAUGUUAAAUGAACACUUUUCUUGAUUUAUUUGAUCCGAUGGAAUGAUUUUUAUAUUUGAUCUAAUACACAGUAUCCACCGUGGAUAAAUCAUACCUGGAAACCAACCGGUUUAAAUGAACUCUACAAGAAUGCACCGAUGUGAAAAUUUGGCCUGAUAUUAAUAUUGCUGUUAUAGUCGAUAACCAAUAUUUACAGAUAUUAUAUAUAUAUCUCCUUACCCCCCUUUGAACGCCGUGAAAAAAAUGACCACCUCUCACAUACUCAUCCUGCUGAGCAGAACUUCUAAAUAUCAGCCAGAUUGAUGGCGGAAGCUCGUUGAAGUUGUAAUCCGGCUGUAAUUAGAUGUUUAAACCUGUUUGGGUCAGAAAGAAUCCACAGUAAAUUCAGUUUUGUACUUCUGGGUGGAUUGAUGGAUCUAAAGCAGGAAUGUUCCUGUGAAGAUCUAAAUUCAGCUAAUGAUUGAUUAUAAAACAUGCAGAUCUUCUUAAGAAGUUUGUGUUUUGACAUAAUUUGCUGUUUUCCUCGUCUUUCCUGCUGGGCUUCCACAUUCAGGAUUGCCUUUUAAAGCUUCUCCGAACACUUCAGAACAUGGUGCAGUCAGUUCCUUUCAGCAGGUCUCCAGCUCUGAUUAACUAACGUAAUGCAGAGCUGGUUUCAGGUGUGUGUGUGUGUGUGUGUGUGUGUGUUGUUUCGUUAUGCAUGGAAAUCAGAGCACAAUCCCAGGAAAACCUCAACAUUCCCGACCACACUAACAUCAUGUCUGUGUUUGACAGGAAGAUGGAGCUCAGCUCAGUCCGCAUCCUUCUGCUGCUCAUCAGCAGAGGACAGGAAAGCCCAACCCUCCAUGCUCAAACACCUGAGCUCCAAGAUCAGAUCCACAGGUCCUGUUUCUGUGUCCGAGUACAUGAAGGAGGUUCUGACCAACCCGGUGACCGGUUACUAUGUGAGGAAGAACAUGCUGGGAGCUGAUGGAGACUUCAUCACGUCUCCGGAGAUCAGCCAGGUGUUUGGGGAGCUGCUCGGCGUUUGGAUCGUCAGUGAGUGGAUGGGAGCGGGUCGGCCCGAACAACUGCAGCUAGUUGAGCUGGGACCUGGAAGGGGUUCCCUGGCUGCUGACAUCCUGAGAGUGUUCAGCCAGCUGCAGUCUGUUGUGGGCGGAGCCUCAGUGUCCGUCCACCUGGUGGAGGUAAGUCCGGCUCUGAGUCGGCUCCAGGCGGAGACCCUGACAGGAAAGCGAAACAUGGAGGCUAGCAGUGAGGACGACCCAGUUUACAGGCACGGUGAAACUGCUGCCAGGGUCUCGGUGUCCUGGUACCGCCUUUUGGAGGACGUCCCUGCAGCUUUCAGCAUCUUUGUUGCUCAUGAGUUCUUUGACGCUCUGCCCAUCCACAAAUUCCAGCGAACAGAGAAAGGUUGGAGGGAGGUUCUGGUGGACAUUGAGCCUGCAGAUCCAGACCGGCUGCGGUUUGUGGUGGCUCCGACUCCGACUCUUGCCUCGUCCACGCUCGUCCAGGCUGAUGAAAGGCGGGAUCAUGUGGAGGUGUGUGCAGAAGGCGGAGUCAUCGUCCAGCAGCUGGCUCGGCGAAUCGAGGAGGAGGGUGGGGCAGCACUGAUUGCUGAUUACGGCCACGACGGGACCGGGACAGACACGCUCCGGGGAUUUAAGGGUCACCAGCUCCAUGAUGUCCUAUCGACUCCCGGCUCUGCCGACCUCACUGCCGACGUGGAUUUCAGCUUCCUGCGGAGGAUGGCUGGAGGGGGCGUGGCCUGUUUGGGACCUGUGACUCAGAGCAUGUUCCUGAAGAACAUGGGCAUCGACGUGCGCAUGCAGGUUCUCUUGAGGAACUGCAGCGACCCGUCCACCAGGAAGCAGCUCAUCAGCAGCUACGACAUGCUGACCAACCCCUCCAAGAUGGGGGAGCGUUUCCAUUUCUUCAGCCUGCUGCACCCCAGCCGCCUUGGUGUCCCCAAGAAACCACAGGGUCUGAAGUUGGAGAAGAAGAGCCCGGCGCCGCUACCCGUGGCCGGGUUCACCGAGCUCGGCUUCUGAGCAGUACCGAAGAUGAGUCGUUCCUCAGCAUGUCGGAGGAGUCCAGGGAAAACUGGACGAUUCGGAACAGAAAUGGAGUCAGACUAGGUUAUGGGUCUGAACAAACUUUAAAACAGGAAAUUGUGGACAAGGUUUUGUAUGGAAGGAUGAAAAUCCUGCUCCUGGAGUCAUUCUGAGCAAACUGGAGUUACUGGAAUGAACUGGGAGGCUGCUUCAGGUGUGAGACUCCUGCAGAUGAUGAGAUGGUGGUUGAAACCUUCAGUGACAUCAUGCAUGUUGGUUACUCUACAUCAGAACCGGACCUAAUAAACAUCAGGACAGGAUGAUUAAAAAACCUUCUUGUCAGAACAAGCUGUGGUUGGUAGUAAUGGGUCAGCAGUUCUGAACAUGCAGGACGAAGAGUCUGUUCCAUCUGGAGGAUGGAACAUACAUGCAGCAUAUAAUGUGAGAGUUUCUGCAUGAUGUGUAAGGGUUUGAUAUUCUUCCAGUCCUGCUCCUCUGGGCUCAACUUUCCUGCAUGCUGAAGAUGUUUUCCAGCUCCAUCACACCUGAUUUAAACUUCUGGGUCAUUACUGGACUUCUGUGGAACCUGCUAACCUGCAGGAGGGGGUGGAUCAGUCCAAUGCAUCAGGUGUGAUGGAACAUGAAAUCCUCUAAAAGCUGCAGGAGAAAGAGGGCUCUGAGGAGCAGGGCUGCAGACAUGAAGAUUGCAUUCACACAAACCAGUGUUCCCAGUUCAGCUUUAAUUUAUACCAUCCAGAACAGGAGAGAAGAUUUUCUGCUACAAAAAUAUAAAAAUUCUCAGGUUGAAGUCAGAUUUCAGUUUAGAGUCAGAAAGAGGAAGCAGCAGCUUGAUUCUCAGCUCGCCUUCAUCAGCAGAUCAGAUUAAAAGUCUUCAGGAAAAUAUUGUCUCUGAGAUGAUCUCACAGCAGAUCCAGCAAACAUCUAACAUCACUCACAGCUUGGUUAAAAGGACAAAAAUCCUUUAAUAACAAUAAAACUGCUGCAGCUGCGUUCUUUAAACGAGCAUUCGGGGGGGGGGGGGGGUUAGCGCCAUCUAGAGGCAGAUUUAAAGAAACAGUGAUGAGAUUAUUGCAAUUCAAACCAAUCUGGCUGUGUGGACUUCCAAGACCUGGAUCUCCUGCCGGGAUUUAGCUCCAGAUGGAGAUCUGAGCUGAGAUCAGGAAGAAGCAGAGUUUAACUCAUCUGUAGGCGUCAGGUCAGGAACUUUAACUUGUCUUAAAUCUCCUGAAAUCCUGACUUGUUUCUGUAGUUUCCAUUUAAAGGUUAAUCGGUUCAGUGACCUUUUUAGCAUCAGCCAUCAGUUUUAAACCCAUAAAAACAGUUUCUAUUCAGGGCUCAGCAGCUGCUGCAGCUUUCUUCUUAUUUCAAAUCAUUUUCUUUUGGAUCUGAUGUAAAACUGGUUCCCCUGCUGUUGAAACAAAAUUCCUGGGAUUAGGAAAACAUCGCCAGAUUAAUCAGAACUUCAGGAAAUUAAUCAGCAGAGUGGGGCCUCUGGGUCCUGAUUAUGGAUUAUUAAUAUUAGAUGAAGCUGUGAAUGUCAUUAGUGGUUCACUUUCUGAGAAUAAAACCGGAGAUAAAUUUAAUUCUGGGUGGGACACUUUCACCUUGUUUCCAUACUGAGGAUUGUAACCUGAAGAGGGCGCUGAUGAGUUCUUCUUUAAUGUCAGCUCUAUUAAAUAAAAGAACAAAGCCACCCUGAUA